This is a messenger RNA of Nycticebus coucang (slow loris), 2505 nucleotides long. It is a transcript of the gene ENOPH1, whose product is annotated as enolase-phosphatase 1. NCBI's taxonomy places the organism in Eukaryota, Metazoa, Chordata, Mammalia, Primates, Lorisidae. The record is from RefSeq and is a predicted model, not a curated record. Bases 265 to 1050 code for a protein of 261 amino acids. The transcript has 6 exons. Gene Ontology annotation, molecular function: acireductone synthase activity; magnesium ion binding.
GAGCCGCCCCCUCUCCCUGCCCACGUGGUCUCGGCCACUGCCCAGGACUGCUCACGAGUUCAGGGUUCCCGGGCGGCUGGCUCCUCCAGUUCCAGGUGUGCGCGGGUGGCAUCUCCCCUACGCGCUCCCGGCAGCACGCGGCCGCCGGCUCCGAGAUUCUCCGCGGCUGUCGGAAUCCCAGGACCAUACCUGGGGGCACAGCCGGCGCCGCCCUCCGCCUUCCCUACCAGUAGGCCGAUUUCCUUAUUAGCAUACGGUGGGGAAAUGGUCGUGCUUUCGGUGCCCGCGGAAGUCACUGUGAUCCUGUUAGAUAUCGAAGGUACCACAACCCCGAUUGCUUUCGUGAAGGACAUUUUAUUUCCUUACAUCAAAGAAAAUGUCAAAGAGUAUCUGCAGACACAUUGGGAAGAAGAGGAGUGCCAACAGGACGUCAGUCUUUUGAGGAAACAGGCUGAAGAAGAUGCUCACCUGGAUGGGGCUGUUCCCAUCCCUGCAGCGUCUGGGAAUGGAGUGGAUGACCUGCAGCAGAUGAUCCAGGCUGUGGUGGACAACGUGUGCUGGCAGAUGUCUCUGGACCGAAAGACCACUGCCCUCAAACAGCUGCAGGGCCACAUGUGGAGGGCGGCGUUCACUGCCGGGCGCAUGAAAGCAGAGUUCUUCGCAGACGUAGUUCCAGCAGUCAGGAAGUGGAGAGAGGCUGGAAUGAAGGUGUAUAUCUAUUCUUCAGGGAGUGUAGAGGCACAGAAACUGUUAUUUGGGCAUUCUACAGAGGGAGAUAUUCUUGAGCUUGUUGAUGGUCACUUUGAUACUAAGAUUGGACACAAAGUGGAGAGUGAGAGUUACCGGAAGAUUGCCAACAGCAUUGGAUGCUCAACCAACAACAUUUUGUUUCUGACAGAUGUUACUCCAGAGGCCAGCGCUGCCGAGGAGGCAGACGUGCACGUGGCUGUGGUGGUGAGACCUGGCAAUGCGGGACUGACGGAUGACGAGAAGACUUACUACAGCCUCAUCACGUCCUUCAGCGACCUCUACCUGCCUUCCUCAACCUAGAGAAGCAUCGCUAAGGAGGCCACUCCGCCUCACAGAGUUGUCCCUGUAGUGUCUAGUUUUAUUCUAAUGGUAAAAGUAACUUACUUUAAAAAUACACGUAUAUACACAUGUGUAUGCAAGUGUAUGUGUGUGUAUGCUCACAUUAACUUCCAUGACACGUAAGUGAGAAAAAAGUCUCAGUUCAGUGAAAAUGAAACUUCCUUAAAGAUGCUCUGUAUCAGCGGUUCUCAACCCGUGGGUCGCGACCAAUGAAAAUACAUCCUGUGUAUCAGAUAUUUAUAUAACAAUUCAUAAUAGCAAAAUUACAGUUAUGAAGUAGCAACGAAAAUAAUAUUAUGGCUAGGGGGGUCACAACAUGAGGAACUGUAUUAAAGGGUCGCAGCAUUAGGAAGGUUGAGAACCACUGCUUUAUACGUAGAAAUUGUUUGAAACAAUACUCUAACCCAGGGGCGUCCAACCCUUUUUUUCCUGCUAUACAUUGCAAGAAGAAUUGUCUUGGGCCACACAGUAAAUAUACAAACACUUAGCAAAAGCCAAUGAGCAUAAAACGGUCUGUGUGUAAUUUGGGGGAUAGUUGACACCACAGAUAAGCAAAACAGGCCUCAAAUAAUCCACACACAGCCCAUGGGUCACAGGUUGGACACCUUUGCUAACUCUUAACGCGGGCACAGUGCGGUUGAUAGAAGAAAUUGCUAACAUACAGAUCUAGCGUGUUAACUGUAUCAAGUUGUGUACCAAAAUGGAAAGCUAGUUUUGAGAAAUUAUUCAGAAGCCUUGUUUUAAAAACUAAAAUUAUUUCCAAAACUUAUUUCUAAUAGUAAUUCAUUGCCCUGCUCCUGUUCAUUUGUGAGUUAGAAAUUACAGAAGCUGCCUUUAAUAUUUAUCUCCCUGUAUACAUAAGACAAAAGGUAUUUGUUUCUGCACCAAAAGAUAGCAAAAUUGGGAAAGAAACUUCGAGUCUUGAUCAAUCAAGUAUCUGUCACUUAAGAAGAAACUUGCUGAUGAUUGUGGCACCCGUGGCAAGAAGGUGCUUUACCAGUGACAAAGGUACGCCUGUGUAACUGGCAAAAAUAGAGAUGCAGUUCUCAGUGUUUAACAAAACAGUCCUAAUUCUGCCAGUUGUGAUCUUUAUAGAUCUUAUACUUAGUUGCCUUUCUAGCUACUUCUUAGCACACUUAGAGAAUAUAUGGUAAGUGCUAUUUACUAUUAAUAAAACAUGGUAUUACUGAAAUCAGUCUAUAAGAUCAAGAAAAGCCCCAGUAUGUAAUAUUUUCCUGUGAAAUGGAUGUGAGAAAUGUAAAUUUUAUAGCAGCACUAUUUAUCCUGGUUGAGUUCUAAUGAGGUGGUCAUGCCAAUUUCAUGUUGUGAUUAAUAAAAGUAUUUUCUUCUUCACUCAGUUUUAUAUAGGUUCUUGAACUAUGCCACAUGCUGCCAAAGCAAAAGAGAAACUGAGAU